AUGUCAGGUGUAUUACACGACGACGCUCUAGAAAUUGCUCACGUUGAAGAAGAUCGCGGAGUCAAGGGUGAAGCCGCGCUGAUUGAUGUCGAUGACCGCGAAGAAUAUUUUGUAAAACCUUUGUAUACGUACUACUGUACUUGUGGAGAAAUGGCUAUGAUUAGUGAUACUCUCCUUGGUCGAAUGCCUCUGAGAAAACGCGACGGCGCUCGAGUGAUUGCUCCGGAACGAACAACUGCCAAGACAUUUGCGAAAUCGGGAGAUACCGUGUACAUUAAAAGAAGCGUUGGACUUGAGCAGCAAUAUCGUAAAUGUUGUAAGAAAUGUGGUGUUCCGCUAUUCUAUCAGCACCCAGCGAAUCUGUCGAGAACUUUUAUAUUUGCUGACGCUUUGCUGUCAGCCCAGGAAGUUGGUGGAUUCAGUGGAAACAAUGAAGAACAGAGAGCGAAGAAGGUUAUUAUGAAGAGAAAUGUGAAGAACCAAGGAAAAAUUGGAAGUGUGACUGUUUCGACUAUGGAAGGAGAAGAGGAAGAAGAAAUGGAAGCGAGAGAAACCUCCGAAUCUUACACGAUGAAUGCUCGAAUUGUUCACGAUACACUGAAGAGGAAGGGAAUGAUUGGAAAGUUUGCAGUUCCACAAGAGCCGACGACGUCAGAAACCAAGCGAAAACGGGGAACACUUAUAUAA
This is a messenger RNA of Caenorhabditis bovis, 687 nucleotides long. The record is from the annotation of a GenBank genome assembly. Lineage: Eukaryota; Metazoa; Nematoda; Chromadorea; Rhabditida; Rhabditidae.